GGGGCCCCAGGGGAUGCUUUGGUGUGUGCGGGUCGGGAGGAGCCGGUUCAGCUCUUUGGGAACUGCCCGGGGGGCUGCCGGCCGGAGCCCCCUGAGGAUGGGGCUCCCCCCGAGCACGGGGCAACCGCAGCCACCGGUGGGACCAGGUCAGCUGCGGAAAGGUUUCCUCAUUGCUCCUAUCUCCAAAGCAGCUGUGCCUCGUUCCCAGAGGCCCUGCCUGGGCAAGCCCGGCUCAGCACAGCACCAGGAGAGGCCGCACGGGAGGACGAGCCCGGCCAGGAACAGGACAGAGCACAGCCCCGGGAGAGUUUGCAGCCUGGCUCGUGGUUUCCCCUGGUGCUGGUGGAGUGGAGGUGAGUUGUGCUUCCUGCUGGGAGAGAGAAGGGCCUGGGGAAGCUGCUCCAUGAACCACAGCUGUGCCGAGCCUGGGAGAUUGUCCAGCAGGAUGUCGAGUGCCACCGUGUCCCUGAGGUCACCCUUUCUGCUGUUGGGAGAGCACGAGGUGGAUGGAGAGGAUCCCCAGGCAUCUGCAGGCACAAGGGACUCGUACAACUGCAAUUUUCCUACAGCCCUCGUGAGAGGGACUUUGAGGGUACCGUGGGGAAUAACUCCUGUCAGCAGUAUGGUCCCGACUGAAGUGGCAGCUGCAGUUGUUCCUGUUGUGUGGGCCAGUGGAAUUCUGAGAAAAUGGACAAGGGCAGAACCUCUAAGAUUUACCCCUAAGCCAGAGUCUAUACUGUGUCCCAGUGUCCCUGCUUGGCUGUUUGUUGCCCUGCAGGCAGAAGAGCCCAGGCCUGAGAUGGCUCAGUGUUGCUGUGACCCACAGUGGGUGUCCCCUGCCCUCGGGACAGUCCCCAGAGCUCCCUUUGGCAUCCCCUGCUGAAGGGUGGGAGCUGCCCAGAGCCAGCAGCAUCCAGCUGGAGGAUCCAGGAGGAUGCAACUCAUGUUUCCCAGAGGUAAGAGG
Molecule: messenger RNA, 964 nt
Organism: Neopelma chrysocephalum (saffron-crested tyrant-manakin)
Lineage: Eukaryota; Metazoa; Chordata; Aves; Passeriformes; Pipridae
Exons: 6
Coding region: 14-883 (289 amino acids)
Source: RefSeq, a predicted model, not a curated record